UGAUGGUUUAAUUAUUCUGUGGUUGGAGUGUAUCCAGGGGGGGCUUUAUAGGUAGCACAUGCAUCCUCUACUCUUCUUGCAUAAACGUCCAUUAUUAGCUCUCUCUUGGUAAGGCUCUGUACUUUCCGCCGAGAAAACCAGCAAGAACUCUUUAUGCCAACAGCAAUUAUAGCCGUCUACAUUGUUGGGUGACCUUGCAUGCAUGUUUAUAUAUAUAUAUUCUUUGGUUGUAAGCCAAACCCAUUAUUAUUUGCCAGGCCUUUCUAGCUAGCUCGCUCAUUUUUGGUCACUUUGGGACAAAUGGGAAUGGGUCAUCUUGGCUGUUGGAGAUUUGUUGGUGCUGCUUUACUCGGAUUUCUUCUCUUUCAUGGAUUUUGCCACUCUGACAAAGGUCCAAACUACUCUUUCAUGCACAACGCCACGUCAGCCCCUGCAGUGUCAUCCUACGACUACAUCAUCAUUGGAGGAGGCACUGCUGGUUGUCCAUUGGCCGCCACUCUCUCCCAGAACGCAACCGUUUUGCUCCUCGAACGCGGCUGCUCUCCCUAUGGCAACCCCAACAUCACCAACUUAUCCUCCUUUGGCGCCUCACUCUCCGACCUCUCCCCCACGUCCCCCUCCCAACGCUUCAUCUCCGAAGACGGUGUCAUUAACGCGCGAGCCCGCGUGUUGGGCGGUGGAACCUGCCUUAACGCCGGUUUCUACACGCGCGCGCCACUAGAUUACGUCAGAGAGGCCGGAUGGGAUGGACGGCUAGUGAACGAGUCGUACAGGUGGGUUGAGAACAAGGUGGCGUUUGAGCCCAGUAUGAAGUCAUGGCAGUCCGCAUUUAGGGAUGGACUGAUAGAGGCAGGUGUGGUGCCAUUCAAUGGAUUUACAUAUGACCAUAUUAAUGGAACUAAGGUUGGUGGAACCAUUUUUGACCAAAAUGGCCAUAGACACACUGCUGCUGAUCUCUUGGAGUACGCAAAUCCCAGUGGUAUUACUGUCUUCUUACAUGCUACUGUGCCUAAAAUUUUGUUUGCAGAUGAAGGACAACAAAGGCCCAGGGCCCAUGGAGUGAUAUUUGUAGAUGCAACGGGGGCCCAACACAGAGCCUAUCUCAACCAAGGAUCCAACAACGAAAUCAUUGUCUCUGCUGGCGCUCUGGGAAGCCCACAAUUGUUGAUGUUGAGCGGAGUCGGCCCAGAAAAACACCUUCAAGCCCAUAAUAUCACAGUUGUGUUGGACCAGCCCAUGGUGGGUCAACGCAUGUCCGAUAACCCAAUGAAUGCUGUCUUCGUCCCUUCUCCGGCCCAAACGGAAGUCUCGCUCAUUCAAGUCGUGGGAAUCACUGAAUUCGGAAGCUACAUUGAAGCUGCCAGCGGCUCUAACUUCGGCAGCAGUUCAGCCGUCAAAGACUACGGAAUGUUCUCCCCCAAGAUUGGGCAGCUCUCCACAGUGCCUCCAAAACAGAGGACCCCGGAGGCCCUAUCCAAAGCUAUUGAACUGAUGAACAAUCUGGACCAAGCAGCAUUCGUGGGAGGAUUUAUACUAGAAAAGAUUAUGGGCCCAAUCUCAACAGGCCAAUUGGAGCUCCGAACCCGCGACCCGGACCAUAACCCAUCAGUCACAUUCAAUUACUUCAAAGAACCAGAAGACUUACAAAGAUGUGUACAGGGCAUGUCAACAGUGGAGAAAGUAAUUGAAUCAAAUGCAUUCUCCACAUUCAGGUACAAUAAUUUAUCAGUAUCAACAUUGAUGAACAUGACUGCAAAUUCCCCAAUAAACUUGUUACCGAAACAUCGGAACGUGUCGAUCUCCUUGGAACAAUAUUGUAAGGACACUGUCAUGACAAUCUGGCAUUAUCAUGGAGGUUGUCAAGUUGGGAGUGUAGUUGAUGGUGAUUAUAAGGUUGUUGGUGUUGAUGGAUUAAGGGUUGUUGAUGGUUCAACUUUUAAUUUCUCUCCUGGUACUAAUCCUCAAGCAACUGUCAUGAUGCUUGGAAGAUACAUGGGAGUUAAGAUAUUGAGGGAGAGACUAGCAGCAAGGGAUCAAGACUCAGAGUAAUUUUGUUUGAUGAUUUGGGGUGUUGAAAAUUAUGUUUGAAGUUUGAACAUGUUUGUAUUUAUGAAGGUUUGAAUGAAGAAAUUAUAUGGGUACCUUGAAUACUCCAAAUAAUUAAUCGGCCUUGUUCUAGUAUAUGAAAUGUUACGAUAGAGAGGUGGCUCGAUUGACAAUCGAUUGGGUUAGGUAAAUGU
Tripterygium wilfordii is the source of this 2240-nucleotide messenger RNA. RefSeq names its product protein HOTHEAD. The transcript has 7 exons. Gene Ontology annotation, molecular function: flavin adenine dinucleotide binding; oxidoreductase activity, acting on CH-OH group of donors. The coding region runs from base 301 to 2049 and encodes 582 amino acids. NCBI's taxonomy places the organism in Eukaryota, Viridiplantae, Streptophyta, Magnoliopsida, Celastrales, Celastraceae. The record is from RefSeq and is a predicted model, not a curated record.